AUGCCAACAGCACCCACCACCGGCGGAGCAGCUGGGACAGCAACACUACCCACCCCACUAACUCCCAUGAAAUCCAAAUCCGGCCAAGAGUUUACGCAAAUAAUCACCAAGCUAAACGACCAAUUCAGUCUCGACAUCCCGAAUCCACAAUACUACUCCCCAGGCGCAAACAGAGCCGUGUUGGAAACCCCGCAAUGGCGCUCUUUCAAUGGCCUGCGCAGACUCUAUUACAGCAAGUCGGUGAAUCUUAAUACGGUACUAGACGGGUUCGAGGAGUGGGUUUGUUCAAGGGGAUCGCAUGAUACGAUGUUGCUCUGGGCGAGGGGGGAAAGGGCGAGGCCUAAUACCAAAUCCGCUGCUAAGGCAUCAGUCAGUUUCGGUGGCAUUGGGAGCCGCGAGGUUAUUGCACAGCGAGAACGAGAGGAAAGGCUCGCUUAUCUGGUCAAGUUAAUCGAUGAUGAGAUGUAUCUACUGCGGCAGGGGUCGUUUCAGUCUCCGUCGGCGGCGGCGGCGCUCCGUGAUGAGAGCCCCGAGGAGUCGCCCGCUCUGACUCGUCGGUCGCUGAAGAGGAGGUUCCGAAUGGAAGAAUGGGAUGCAAAUGCGCAAUCUGAAGCGGAGGAGUCGACGGAUGAGUUUGAGACUGCGCCAAAUUCACCGGUUAAGAGCCCCGAGAGCGCGCAGUCGGACUCGUUGGAGAGGGAGAGGAACGGCAAUAACUCGCCUUAUAAAGCACCAAAGACGAUGAUGACGGGGAUCCUCAAGAGUGCAUCGACGUUUGUGGAGCGGUUGACUGCGUCGACGCCAGCGACGUCUGAUAACUAUCGACGAUACGACGCUGUGCCUACAUCUGCGCAGAAUGCCGCCAACUACAGCUUCUCGACUUUGCCGAACACGUCGUCGUUUGCUCAGAAUUCUCGUCGUGGCCGGGUUGACACGUCAUUUAAUUCGACGGUCACCUUUGCUACAGAGGCCAUUACAGAGGAUUUGGGGUCUACUUAUGAUGAUUCGGUAGCGAAUACGCUAAGUGAAGAGUUCAGUACAAUUCCAAAUACGCUCCCCACGGAUUCUACAUUGAAUGGGACGUCCUUUGGAGAGCCUAGGUAUUCCGCCGAGGGGGAUAUCGUGGCGGAGCUUCUCCAGAACGGACCGUUUUCACUUGACAAUCCCCUGCCGGCGUCGGUGCCGCUUCUGUAUCGGUAUGAACUGGAGCGGAUCGGGAGAGCUUGGAAUGUUCCCCUCAACCGCAUGCUCGCGGGCGACAAUAUCUCGUUGAGGUAUGACGAAUUCUGGAAAUGGAUUGAAGGGCACAAUCAGCGAGAUGGGAAGCCAGUACCCGACAAGCCGACUCGCAAAGCGUGGGAUGCCGCCUGCGGGACGUUUAGAACACAGAAGCACUCUGAAGCCGUUGUUCUGACGGGCGAUCUGGAGUGGUGCACGAAGUCUGAACCCGGCGUCUUGAGACUGAAGCUGAGCCCGCUGAAGACGGAACGAUCAUGCCGCUUCGGCCGCCGCUUCGGUUCAGAUCGGUUCCUCAGUUUGACGAUACCUGCUCCGUCCAGACCGCCGGGUUAUCUCCGGCUUCCCGAUCAUCCUGCUCUACUGCGUGAGAGUAUUGCGCUGUGGCUGACGCAGAAUCCGCAUAGGUGCCUCGGGAGGGCGUGGAAGCCAUUCUUCGUGGAAGAGGUCAAGCAGAAGCGAAAGGGACGAGCUGAGCCAAGGUUUAGGGUUGACUUCUUUGCUAUCGAUGGCGUCGACUUUAGAGAUCGCUUUAGCCCGUCGAAAUUCCGAGUCUCUGCAAAGGAUGAGAGUGCCGAUGCUCACACACCGAUGAGUCUGGAGUCUCUCCUCGAGUGGCACUUGUCUCCCAUGCAAAAUUCCGAUCAGACUAACCUCAAGUUGUUUCAACGAAUGUCACUUGGUCUCUCGAAAACAUUCGCCACAAUUACGCUGAAACCAAGGCAAGUUCUAUACCUGAGAGACCCUCCAAAUCACAAAGUCAUGAACGAUGGUUGCGCGUUGAUGUCGAGGAAUCUCGCAAAUAUGAUCUGCGACUCCCUAGGCAUAACCGGUAAUACCCCUAGUUCCUUUCAGGGGAGAAUUGCCGGUGCUAAAGGGUUGUGGAUGGUUGACGCUCACCAAUCGCAGGUCUCAGCUGGCGGCGAUGAUGUCUGGAUCCAGAUCUCCGAUUCGCAGUUGAAGAUCAAACCGCAUCCCCGGGAAUGGCGCGAGCCGGUGGAUAGUGAUAAGCUAACCUUUGAAGUCGUCAAAUGGUCCAAGCCUCUACAUCCGGUGGAUCUGAACAUUCAACUUUUGGCCAUUUUGGAUCAUGGAGGUCCCAUCAAGGAUUACAUUGCGGACCUCGCUCGGCAGGGUAUCCAAGGCGUAGCGCGGGAUUUCGAGGAAGUCCUCAAACAUAAUAGUCCGGUCCUUUGCCGCAGCCUUGCGCAGAAGAUCAGGCCAACGGCUGACAGCGGCCCCGCGUUCAUGGCGCAAAGUAUGAGACGCUUGGAGCAGUGGAUGUCAGAUGAUAUAGAGGCUAUCAUCCGAUUUUCGGAAGCUGGGUUCACUCCUUGCGAAUUCUACCCUCUUCGCAAGCGAUUGGGACGGUGCCUGAGAGACCUGCUUGAUCGAUAUGUUGACGAAAUGCGUUUCGAGGUGCCUCUGUCCACCUAUGCCUUUUGUAUCGCGGAUCCCUACGGUGUCUUGGGGGAAAACGAGGUGCAUUUCGGCCUUUCGACUAACUGGCGCGAUGAGCAGGGUGAGUUCGAGGACAACUUGCUCGACGGCAUCGACGUGCUUGUAGGACGCCUCCCUGCACAUCUUCCGUCAGACAUCCAACGCCGACGGGCCGUCUGGAAACCAGAGCUUCGGCACUUCAAAGAUGUCAUCGUUUUCCCCACGACCGGCGACCACCCAUUGGCAGAUCUCCUGUCAGGAGGAGACUAUGAUGGUGACACGCCGUGGAUAUGCUGGGACCAGAACAUUGUCCGCAAGUUCCAGAACUCGAGCCCACCGACCGGAAAUGAAAACUGCACGCCGGAGUAUUUCGGACUCACAAAACAUUCGGUGCCCAUGCGUGACAUUCAUUCCAUGAGCGAGUUCCUUGACAGCUCCUUCACGUUCAAUUUGACACUGUCCAAUCUGGGACGAUGUACUGUGGAACACGAGAAACUUUCAUACGACGAGUCGAUUGAUUCACGAAAUGCAAAAGAGCUCUCGUGCCUACUGAGCCACCUCGUCGACGGCCGAAAAGCUGGCGUGCACCUAUCAGAGACAGCUUGGCGGCAAUAUCGCAAGAAGAUCAGUCCCCAAGUCCGAAAUCUCCCAGCAUACAAGGAUGGCGAGCGAAAGCCGAAACGGGGUAAUAUCAUCGACUACAUACGCUUCACUGUCUCGCGCGUAGAGCGCGACGAUGUCCUAACUAAUCUCGAGAGGGCAUUUCCAGAGGCAGCUUAUAUCCGCAGCAGGGAUGCCGACCUGGUCCAGCCGUGGAACGAGGCUCGAAGACAGGCGGAAGCGGAUCGGCAUGGGAUUGGUGGUGGUGCUGGUGGCGCAACUUCGCUAUUCGCGAUACUCAAGCAGGCGAGCCGCGACAUUGACGAGCUGCAAAAGCGCUGGAACCGGUCCCUUUCGGGAGGGACUGGCUCGUUCUCGCCUCUGGCCCUGGAGGCCGCCGAGCAGGCCCGAGCCAUCCCGGCGCCGGCUGCAGGGGACCACCCGAUGAUCCACGCCUGGCGGCAUAGUCAGACAGAGUGGCUUGAGUUGAUGGCGUCAUAUGCAUACAAAAAGCAAGCGCACUCGAGUUUUGUCUUUCAUGCGUUUGGGGAGGUGCUCUGUCAGAUCAAGAGUCGGACUCUCCCGUCGCGCACAGUGUCCAAUGAGCUCCUGGCGUGCUAUCGGGUCAACAAGAAGGUGGUUGCACGCUUGAAGACGCAAGAUGGGGAGGAAGAAGAGGAAAGCGGGAGUGAUGAUUUUGAAGGUCACGAGGCUAUUGAGGCCAUGUUCUUUGGGACUACAGGCGUCGGAGGAUACUACGACCCUGACGAUCAGUUGUCUGUAGAGUAG
Molecule: messenger RNA, 4065 nt
Organism: Aspergillus calidoustus
Lineage: Eukaryota; Fungi; Ascomycota; Eurotiomycetes; Eurotiales; Aspergillaceae
Source: the annotation of a GenBank genome assembly